Suricata suricatta (meerkat) is the source of this 1130-nucleotide messenger RNA. It is a transcript of the gene BNIP1, whose product is annotated as BCL2 interacting protein 1. Gene Ontology annotation, cellular component: SNARE complex; endoplasmic reticulum. Bases 32 to 718 code for a protein of 228 amino acids. Lineage: Eukaryota; Metazoa; Chordata; Mammalia; Carnivora; Herpestidae. Gene Ontology annotation, molecular function: SNAP receptor activity. The record is from RefSeq and is a predicted model, not a curated record. Gene Ontology annotation, biological process: retrograde vesicle-mediated transport, Golgi to endoplasmic reticulum. The transcript has 6 exons.
ACCGCCGCUGCCCGUAGCCGGCGUCGUCAACAUGGCGGCUCCCCAGGAUGUCCACGUCCGUAUCUGUAACCAAGAGAUUGUCAAAUUUGACCUGGAGGUGAAGGCGCUUAUCCAGGAUAUUCGAGAUUGUUCGGGACCGUUAGGUGCACUCACUGAACUGAAUACUAAAGUGAAGGAGAAGUUUCAGCAACUGCGGCACAGAAUACAGGAGCUGGAGCAGUCAGCUAAAGAGCAAGACAAAGAGUCAGAGAAGCAAGUUCUGCUCCAGGAAGUGGAGAAUCACAAAAAGCAGAUGCUCAGCAAUCAGACCUCAUGGAGGAAGGCUAAUGUCACCUGCAAAAUUGCUAUCGACAAUCUCGAGAAAGCAGAACUUCUCCAGGGAGGAGACCUCUUAAGGCAAAGGAAAACCACCAAAGAGAGCCUGGCCCAGACGUCCAGUGCCAUUACGGAGAGCCUCAUGGGGAUCAGCAGGAUGAUGUCCCAGCAGGUCCAGCAGAGCGAGGAAGCCAUGCAGACGCUAGCCAAUUCUUCCCGGACUAUCCUGGAUGCAAAUGAAGAGUUUAAGUCCAUGUCAGGGACCAUCCAGUUGGGACGGAAGCUUAUCACAAAAUAUAAUCGCCGAGAGCUGACGGACAAGCUUCUCAUUUUCCUUGCCCUGGCCCUCUUCCUUGCUACGGUCCUCUAUAUUGUAAAAAAGCGGCUCUUCCCAUUUUUGUAACCUGGGGAAUUACCAGCUUUUGCCCUUUAAGGUCCGGUGUCCAGACCUGUCCGUGCUGGCAGGCUCUGAUAAACCAGUCCCCGCCUCCGUGGUCUGCUCCGGCUGUCCUGCAGGUUGGAUGGAGACACAGUUCCCCAGGCUUCUGAGGGCAGCUGGCUUGCAAAGGGCAAGCAGAGCAAGGUGUCACUGAGACACCUACAGGGACACAGGGACUCCAGGAGCCAUCGCAACAGUGCUUAUGGCUGUCACGCGGGGCACUCGGAGGCCAGCCUUCAGGAUUUGAUCCUCCUUUCCUCCUGCUGUGGCCUUCAUGCCAGCUCUGGUGGAAGGAAGAGAAAAGUGGGGAGAAAGAGGAUAAGGAAAACUCGUGUCCAUUUCUUGAAUAAACUUGAUUAUAUUUAAUAGAAUGAAA